Thrips palmi is the source of this 762-nucleotide messenger RNA. RefSeq lists its product as uncharacterized. The transcript has 4 exons. Lineage: Eukaryota; Metazoa; Arthropoda; Insecta; Thysanoptera; Thripidae. The record is from RefSeq and is a predicted model, not a curated record. Bases 89 to 652 code for a protein of 187 amino acids.
GUUCUUGUUCUGAACCUAGCUGAACCUGCUGUCAAAAAUUUGGCGUCGGCAGUGUGGUACCCAUCGCGCGCGCGACGUAAACACUACAAUGGCGGGAUUUUUGCCCAUCUGUCAAAGUGCCGAUUAUGCAUUGUCGAUUUUGCUUGUCUCCGACAUUGAAAGCCAGCUGAAAAACUUUUCGACAGUGCUCAAUGACACAGGAAAUGGAGAAAGAGAAGGUUCGGUCAAAGUGUACACUUGUGAAUCAGUCUCUCAGAUCGUACAUUUGAAGGACAAGCCACAGUGUGACUUUGUAGCCUUGUUUGUCAAUGAAAAACGUUUCAACGCUAUACAUGAGGUUGAGCAGAAUCUACUGAAAUUGGAUCAGGCUUUCAUGUUUGACCGUGUAUGUUUAAUUUGUGACAACGUUCAAACAAGUGGUGGGUUCAUGCCAAAAAUCCUUCACCUGAAACACAAAUAUCAAUUACACGCUCUAUGGGGAAAUCUAGAGGAGGAGUUUGUAGGUGUCUGCAAACGCCUUCUGAACCUUGCAUCAGCUGUGUGUGGCGCUACCACAGGCUUCCCUCUCGUUACUCAUAAAGUAUGGCAUGGAAGAUCAGGCUCGCCCCAUGAAUUCUCCACCUAUGAGUCUACGCAAGACCGAACAUUUUGAUUUCUGUACUUUGUUGUAUCUACUUAUAAUUAUUUUAUUUAACAAACAUUGUGUGAUUUAGAUGUCUUUAAAACUUUUAUUUUAAGUAAAUGUGUUAUUUCUGUAGAGAA